AUGGGUUGUAGUGUUACCAAAAAUAAGAAGUAGCAAAAGGAUCUUGAUUAUUUCAACAACAUAAUCAAUCAAAACUUAUCAGAUCAACCAAAAUUUUCAGAAAAAAACAAAAACAAAGCAUUUUAAAUUCCAAAGAAUCCAAUAUUUCAAAGGAGACUAUCAUAAAAAAAGGAGAAUUCUUUUACCAAUUAAACUUACUCCUAUUUAGAAAGAAACAAUUAGACUUCUAAGAAUUGUGAAUAUUUAUGA
Messenger RNA from Paramecium sonneborni, 249 nucleotides. Lineage: Eukaryota; Ciliophora; Oligohymenophorea; Peniculida; Parameciidae. The record is from the annotation of a GenBank genome assembly.